GAUUUAAGAAAUUUAAAGGGAAAUUUCAGACUAGAUCACCAAAACUUUUUUCUUUAUUUAUUUUAAGGAUUUUGGACUAUAAAUGAAAUGAGGGUCUUCUUCUUGGAAAUACUAUAUGGUUAUGAUAUCGCUGCACAUGUUAUUUGAGUGUGUUUCAAAUGGCAUUUGACAAAUUAACAAGUAAUGAGUUCAUAUUUACUAGUCUAAACUUUCCAAAAAUGUAAUAAGUCCAAGUUGGUGGGCUACCAAAUUAUAAAGAUCACGAUUAAUUAUUCUAAAGCCUUCUCAAGGUUAUUAUAGGACUAGGACAUUUUGAUCCCUGAUAAUAAAAAUGUCUUAUUUUACAUUAUUAAACUCUUAUAUGAUUCUACUUUGCUAUUAGCUAUGGUAUUGGACAAUACAAUUUACAUGUUCCCUUUUAACAAUUUUCAUCGGUUUGUAUUUACAUGAAUUGUUUUAAAAAAAUUUCAAAGUUAAAUUACAAUCAAUUAUUACUCAUCUUUUAUUCACAAUUAUUAGACUAAUGAUCAUUCUCUUUCAAAGUUGUUUUAGUACCAAAUUUCUUUUCAAGUCAUUAAAAGCACAAUUAAAGAAAGCAUAUUUGAGGGUGUCAAUGACAUUGCUUUAUAGUCAAGCACGGUGAACUAUCAAUUAAGUUAUUACGAGUGCACCAUGUUCAUGCAAAAUACCUAAUUACGAAAAGUUGACCAAUACCCACUUUAGCUAAUGCUUAAGCAAUAUAUAUAUAUAUACAUAUAAUAUUCAAUAAAGUGAUCAGCCUAAACUUUAGGCUCAAAUCCACCCUCCCCCACUUCACAAACUUUUAUACACGCUUCUUCAUCUAUAUUGGUCCAAUUUGCAUAAUACUAGCCUUAUUUUGAGGGAAAAUACUACACUAAACACUACCCAAAAAACCCCAUUUGAGCAAGCUAGAAACUUGAGUGAUCUUUUUCAUUAUAACUUUUCUUACAGAAAGAAAAGUCAAAAUCUUAGUCCCAACUUCAAGUGCGUUGUAUAUAAGAAAGAAAGAAUUUUUUUUCUCUAUCUCAAACGCCAAAAUCUCUCAAAGAAAGCAUUUCUAAUUUCUAAGCCUCUAAGAAUGCAAAAUCAAAUGAUACUAAAAACCAGCAAAACCACCGACCGGCGAGGCUUCAUACUCUACUCCUUAUUCUUCAUUUGUUGUCUUUGUGCUUUGGCUUCCAUCAAUGAAGUUCGUUUCGAUAAGUACCUCUUAAAACUUGGUCGUUGCCCUCAACAAAACGACACCAACCAAUCUGUGUCGUUUAGUAACAACAUCUCUUCUUCUUCUUCUUCUUCAACAACAACAACAAACGACAAUGAAGACAACAACAACGACAUCCGCAUACUCAUCGGCGUAUUGACCCUACCGGACCAAUACCAACGCCGCCACUUCCUCCGCCUAAUCUACGGCACUCAGUCACAGCCCGCCGGGGCCAAAAUCGACGUCAAGUUCGUGUUUUGCAACCUAACAAAAGAAGACCAAAAAGUCCUCGUAGCUCUGGAGAUAAUGAGAUACGACGACAUCAUAAUCCUGGACUGUAAAGAGAACAUGAACAAAGGUAAGACCUACACUUACUUCUCUAGCUUACCAGAGAUGUUAAACGACACAGACAAGCCUUACCCUCCUUAUCACUACGCCAUGAAAGCCGACGACGACACUUAUUUUCGGCUGGAAAACUUAGUGGAGUCUGUGAGAGGUGCACCAAGAGAAGACUUGUACUAUGGGUAUGUGAUCCCUUGUCCGAGUAUGGACCCCUUUAGGCAUUACAUGUCUGGAAUGGGAUACAUGGUUUCGUGGGACAUAGUGGAAUGGAUUAGAGAAUCCGAGAUUCCAAGGAAUCACUUGGAAGGACCUGAAGAUAAGACGUUUGGAGAUUGGAUUAAAGAAGGUCAUAGAGGUAAGAAUAGAGUGAAUGCUAAGUGGUCAAUGUACAAUUAUCCAGAGCCAAGAACUGGGUGUACUCAUGAGCUCUGGCCUAAUACUAUUGCUGUUCAUUUGUUGAAGAACCAAGAAAAGUGGAUUAGGACUCUUAAUUAUUUUAAUGUCACUCGUCAUUUAAAGCCUUCUAAGCUAUAUCAUAUACCUUAAUUACAUACAUUAUUUUGAUUAUUAUUUUUUUCAUUGUUAUUACUGAUGGGAACCAUAUUUAUACAAAAUUAAUUGAUUUUGGCCAUUA
Molecule: messenger RNA, 2198 nt
Organism: Humulus lupulus (European hop)
Lineage: Eukaryota; Viridiplantae; Streptophyta; Magnoliopsida; Rosales; Cannabaceae
Exons: 1
Coding region: 1100-2110 (336 amino acids)
Cellular component (GO): Golgi membrane
Molecular function (GO): hexosyltransferase activity
Source: RefSeq, a predicted model, not a curated record